Messenger RNA from Rhinocladiella mackenziei CBS 650.93, 1962 nucleotides. RefSeq lists its product as uncharacterized. Bases 1 to 1962 code for a protein of 653 amino acids. Gene Ontology annotation, biological process: lipid metabolic process. Gene Ontology annotation, molecular function: triacylglycerol lipase activity. The record is from RefSeq and is a predicted model, not a curated record. The transcript has a single exon. NCBI's taxonomy places the organism in Eukaryota, Fungi, Ascomycota, Eurotiomycetes, Chaetothyriales, Herpotrichiellaceae.
AUGGCAAUCCUCAUGUCUCUUUUCCCUCCACACACUCAACUCUUCUGGUCAUGCGUGGGCAUCUACGCCGAUGUCAUCAAGCUUUGUUCUCCAAGCAAACGACUGCAACGACUCGCUGAAGAGUUAGCCAAAUUCAGCAGAAGACCUCCCGAGACUGCCGUUGAGUCCUUGACGAGAUGCAUGAACGAAGCCACCUCGCUCGCCCAGUACGAGAAGUGCACUAUUGCCUUGGACAAGCUGCAAGGACAUGAGGCAUGGAAAGAGGAGAAAGAGUCGAUUGAACCUGGUUACAAUCCGGACACCAUCCAAACUCAGGUUGACAUGCUUCACAAGGCGGUGGCCGCCUCGGACCUGAGUGCGAUGCGGCACCUCCUGAGAACGGGCCUCAGUCGCGAUCUCGGAGGCAUGAAUAUGUUACGCUUAUACAAACAUUCUUGGUUCGGCACCAAAUUUCUGAUAGACGAGUACAUCAACACUGUUUUAGACACGAUCGACGCCUUUGCCGACACAACCAUCCGUUUGAAUGCCCAUACGACCGAGGUUCGAGCAUGCCAGCAAUCGUUAGAAGACGCUCUUAAAUAUUUUGGACGAUCGGCACUAACGUUAUCUGGUGGAGCGCUGCUCGGUAUGAAGCAUAUUGGCGUAGUCAAGACUUUGUGGGAAGCCGAGUUACUCCCCGAGAUCAUUUCAGGAGCAUCAGCGGGAAGCAUAGUCGCCGGCAUAGUUGGAAGUUCGACCGACGAGAACAUGGUUGAGGUCCUCGAGCAUUUCCCGUUUUCCGACUUGGCUGUCUUCGACCCUCCUGGGACUGAUCGACUUGGAUGGCUCGUUCAGCGAGUUCGGACAUUCCUUUAUACUGGCGCGUUUUUCGACAUGGAGAAUCUGAAAAGGGUAAUGAAAACAUGGCUGGGGGACAUCACUUUCCGGGAAGCACACUACAAGACCGGUCGAGUCCUCAACAUAUGUGUCUCUAGCGCCGGAAGUGCGGAGCCACGACUUUUGAACUAUGUGACCGCUCCAGACGUUUUCGUUUGGUCUGCCAUCUGCGCUUCAUGUGCCGUCCCUAGUGUCUUCUCACCGGUCAACAUUUAUGAGAAAGAUCCCAUCACGAGGGCCGAAAUACUGUGGAUGCAGAGUGCCCAGCAAACAUUUGUGGACGGUUCUCUUGACCAUGACAUUCCCAUGAGAAAAUUAUCUGAAAUGUUCAAUGUCAACUUCUUCAUUGUAUCUCAGGUCAACCCACACGUUCGGGCUUUCCUAGAACCGGAGGAGAAAUUCCGAGGACGACAGCCCAAGACCCCUGUUCCACGGCGGAAUCCUCUCCAGGUGGCCAAGGGCGUCCUCAGGCGCGAAAUUAUCCACCGAGCCCAACAACUUGCAGAUCUCGGCUUUCCACAAAGAUGGUACCGAUGGGCUUCGGUAUUCAAUCAACAGUAUACGGGUGAUAUCAACAUUUUUCCUGAGAUCAGAUCCAGCGAAUAUCUCCACAUGAUGACGAACCCAACUCCGGAGUUCAUGCUCGAAGCUACUGUGGCUGGAGAACGAGCAACGUGGCCUAGGAUGUGUCGAAUCAAGAACUGCGUCGCCAUCGAACUCGCUUUGAUACAGGCUAUACAUAUUCUGCGAGACAGGGUAAACUUUGGCCCGGAGGCCAGAGCCGCUCGCGAGCCUAGGCGGUCCAGCAGCAGAGGUCGUUCAAGCCGAGGCCGUUCAGCUCGCCCAGAAUUUCUGAGAAGACGAAGCCUCAGCAUCGAAUCUCCUGUCGGAGGGCAAAAUGGUCUGACCGUGCCAAACUCACUCAGGGUCCGCCGCAAUGUCAGUCUAGGAAAUAUCUCUCUGAAACCCACCAUGUCCUUCUCCCUCACUCCCCGAACCACGCCUUAUUUGUCACCUCAAGUUGGAGUCGAUCAUGACCUGAUGGGUGAUGCCUUGUUAAUGACAGCUACAAAGGAUUCGGAAUAG